CCAGGACUUUCUAUUACAUAAAUGCAACCUUGUGGCAACUACUACAUGACUGUACAAAACUGAAGAAAAAUGUAUCUCAUGUUUAAUUUUUAACUGAACAAAACACCCUUGUCGCAGUUAUAUUUUAUAUGUUGUUGCUCGUCUGUGUGUGUGUCUCUCUCUCUCUAUAUAUCUUUUCCAUUGUCCUCAGUACCUGGGAAGAUAGGAAGGGCUGGUCAUUGGAAAGCAAAUAGCAACAUUGACUGCUCCAGUGUUUUAGUUUUGGCAUAUGACAGUCAAGUGAUGAGAAAGAAAGGACUUGCCUCUGAUUCUUCUCCUCAACAGACGCACUCACUGUGGAACUCUCUCUAACUGAGGAGUCAGCCCUUCUCCAAGGUUGGAUGAAAUCAUAUUUGCUUUCCCUGUUUUACAGAAGGAUUGCACCAUACAAUAUCAGAGAAUACAGAGAGGAUACACAACACAGAUAAAUCUUGACCAUCACCCAAAGAACAACGACGGAAGACAGCUAGUCCCUUCACAGCUUUGCUCAACACGGAGAAGGUUGGGCAGUGAAACCAUCAUCUGGAAAUCGGUCGGGUUAGGGGAACUUUGACAUAUCAUCAGAUCUGAAACUGACCAGUGGUGUGCAGCCUUCCAGCAGAACCAUUCUUUCUGAAGAAUCGGCAGUAUUUGAUCAGUCAAGGUGUAGCUGGGAAGACGUGUGAGUGGGUUUCAAGUGUGGUGAGAGCUUCAGACAUUCAUCAAGUCUUAUGAAUGAUAGUCUCAUUGUGUGAGGAAGGCUUUACAGUUUCAUACCAUCUCUAGACAAAUAUGGUGUGUCUGUGAAACACUGUUUAUACAAGGACAGCUGCAUGGAAGAGAAGCCAUUCAGGUGUGGGGUGUGCGACAAGUCAUUCUCAUGCUCAUCUCACUUCCUUGUACACCAACGCACUCACACAGGGGAGAAACCAUUUACCUGUGAUGUGUGUGAGAAAUCUUUCUCACAGUCUGUAACUCUCCAUGUUCACCAACGUAUCCACACAGGGGAGAAGCCAUUUAGAUGUGAAGCGUGUGAUAAAGCCUUCACACAGUUAUCAAGUCUCCGGAUCCACCAGACCAUCCACACGGGGGAGAAACCCUUCAAAUGUGAGGUUUGUGAUAAGGCUUUUCCGACAUCUACAAGGCUUCUGGAACAUCAGAGUAUCCAUACAGGGGAGAAACCCUUCAGGUGUCAGGUGUGUAACAAAUCAUUCUCACGCUCCUCUCACUUCCGAAGACAUCAACGCAUGCACACUGGGGUGAAACCAUUCAAGUGUGAAGUGUGCAAGAAAUCAUUCUCACAGUCAUCAACCCUACGUAAACACCAACGCCUUCACACGGGGGAGAAGCCAUUCAAAUGUGAGGUGUGUCAUAAGGGAUUUGCACAAAUGCCAGGCCUGGUGAGUCACCGCCGCGUUCACAUGGGCGAGAAGAAAAUAUUCACAUGUGAGACAAUGAUGUCUCUGCAUGGACAUGGAACAAGAUCACCUGCUUCUAUUACACUGAGAGCUAUCUGUGUUGUUUCCCCUCCAGCACUCUCAGAGGACCUGUCGUUCCAAAGCACUAUUUGUCUCAAACCUUUCCCACCAUCAGGCCAAUUAUUUCAAGAAGGUUAAUUUAACCUUUGACCCAAUCACCAAAAUUCAUCGUAAGAAGAUAUCAAAAUGUAUAAAAACUGCUGUAUAAACUCGGUAUCCUUUCAGCGGAUCAAUGUCCACAGUCUGUUGGCCUCAUGGUCAGAGCGAGGCCAACAGCUGGCAUUUAUAGAGCAUCUUAAUAUGUUAGAAUGUCCCAAAGUGCUUCAUUGAGAUGUAACCAGACAAAAAUUAACACUGAAAUAGGGAUGGUAAUAUUAGGUGGUACUUAAGGAGGGUCAUGAAGUGAGAUACUGAAAUGCAAAGAGGUUUAAGGAGGCAAAGAAUAGGGUGUGCCUAACAAUGAACCUGUCAAUCUCAAUUUUGAAAUGUUCAGUAGACUCCCACCCUCAAAAGAAUUUUGCGAGGAGUGAGUUUCAGAACUUGUAGUCCCCUUUUUAUGAAGCAAUAUUUACUGAACUUGUCCUGAACCACCUCACUCUAAUUUUAAUGCUCUAUCCCUUAUUCUGGACUUUCCCACCAGAGAAAAUUUUAUUAAAUUUAUUCAUCUGCUGUGGGUGUCAUUGGCUAGGCCAGUGUUUAUUGCGCAUUCCUAAUUGCCCUCGACAAGGUGGUGGCGAGCUGCAUUCAUAAACUACUGCAGUCCUUGGGAGUGUAGGGACAUUCAUAAUACUGUUAGGAUGGGAGUUCCAGAAUUUUGACCUAGUGACAGUGAAGGAACAGCAAUAUAUUUUCAAGUUAGGAUGGUGGGUGAUUUUGAGGGAUAUUUGCAGGAGAUGGCAUUCCUAACAUGAAGGUUGCUGGUUUGGAAGGUCAUAGAGUCGUACAGCACAGAGACAGGCUCUUUGGCCCAAAGUGGUCCAUGCCGACCAAUAUGUCCAUCCACGCCAACCCCAUUUGCCUUCACUUGGCCCAUAUACUUCUAAGCCUUUCCUAUUGGCAGGGGACGGCACGGUCCCAGAGUCCCAGGUUCAAUUCCAGCCUUGGGCAACUGUCUGUGUGACUUUUGCACAU
Molecule: messenger RNA, 2627 nt
Organism: Chiloscyllium plagiosum (whitespotted bambooshark)
Lineage: Eukaryota; Metazoa; Chordata; Chondrichthyes; Orectolobiformes; Hemiscylliidae
Source: RefSeq, a predicted model, not a curated record